This is a messenger RNA of Hibiscus syriacus, 468 nucleotides long. RefSeq lists its product as uncharacterized. The record is from RefSeq and is a predicted model, not a curated record. Bases 1 to 468 code for a protein of 155 amino acids. Lineage: Eukaryota; Viridiplantae; Streptophyta; Magnoliopsida; Malvales; Malvaceae. The transcript has a single exon.
AUGGUGGGUCAAUCUGUUUGUAGCAUGGUGAAAAAAGUUUUUGCAGGAGGUGACAUUGAAGUUGAUCUAAACAAAACUGUGAUUGUCUUAAUCCCAAAAAAAGAAGGACCCGAAACUUUUGCAGACUUCCGUCUCAUAAGCUUGUGCACAGUUAUGUACAAACUCAUCACCAAGAUAAUUGUUCGUCGCAUAAAGCAAGUGAUGCCUAUUCUGAUCAUGUCGAAUCAAACAAUUUUCAUCGCCGGUCGUUCUAUUACUGAAAGCAUUACUAUAAAUCAGGAGGUAAUCCAUUCCAUGCACCAGCUCAAGACAAAGCAAGGUUGGAUGGCAAUUAAGGUGGAUCUUGAAAAUGCUUUCGAUCGCCUCCGAUGGGAGUUUAUUCACGAUUCGCUCACUGAAGCUGGCUUCCCACCAAGCACUAUCCGACUCAUAAUGCACUGUAUCACUUCGACCUCCAUGCAAAUCUAA